Labeo rohita (rohu) is the source of this 1008-nucleotide messenger RNA. Its product is annotated as C-C chemokine receptor type 7-like. Lineage: Eukaryota; Metazoa; Chordata; Actinopteri; Cypriniformes; Cyprinidae. Gene Ontology annotation, cellular component: membrane. Gene Ontology annotation, molecular function: G protein-coupled receptor activity. The record is from RefSeq and is a predicted model, not a curated record. The transcript has a single exon. Gene Ontology annotation, biological process: G protein-coupled receptor signaling pathway. Bases 1 to 1008 code for a protein of 335 amino acids.
AUGCAGCCUCAAGACUGGAUCGAAUUAUUUAUGAGAGCUUUCUUCUGCUUCACCGGUAUCAUCGGGAACGGUUUGCUGGGUUUGCGCUCUGUGCCCAAAUCCAGAUCUCAGCUGCGGACCGGCGACGUCCUCUUCGUCAACCUGGCCGUGUCCAACCUGAUCACAAACUGCCUGGUGGACCUGCCGGAAACCAUGGCUCACUUUGCCAAAUCCUGGCUCACGAGUAAAGAGUACUGCGGCGUGACUCAGUUUUCUCACGAAAUCUCUGAGACCAGCAGCAUCUUCACCACCAUGUUCAUCAGCAUGUACUGGCACCAGAAGCUGGUGGGUUCCAUCAGACGUGGUGGAGCUCCGGUGCAGAUGGACAACUUGAGGUUAGUCGUGGCAUUGCUCGGCGGGAGCUGGAUCGUAUCGACCGCGUUCAGUCUUCCGCACAUCUUUAUCGCAGAACACAAUGCGAACGAGAGUUCGGAAGUUUGCGAAGAGCGUUUCGCAUCUCCCGCAGCCAAGCAGACGUUUGAUGGCAUGUACCUUACACUGGCCAACGUCGUUCCAAUGAUCGGGAUAACUUAUGCAACCGUUCAGAUUGUCUUAACUCUGCUCCGGAGUCAAAACCGAAUCAAGGAUCACUCCAGAAAUGCAACAAACCCUCCACCUUCAUCCGCAGGCCAGAAUCUCGAAGGAACAGCAGAACGCAGCACCGAAGCCUCUUCGGAAAGAUCUCCGAUCUCCACAGAUGCUCCUAGAGCCGCUACUCAACAACAGAGGAUGCAGGUCAGAUCCAAUCCGUCCUCCAACAACCAGAUUCGGGCGGCUAAAAGCGUGGUUGCGGUCGCAACCAUCUUCAUCUUCUGCUGGUUCACUCACCUCGUGCUCCGCAUCUACAGCAGCUUCAGAGUCUCCGUCCUGGCUGUGAAACUGACCAAUUUUAUCGGAGCAUCUUACGUCUGUUUCGUCCCGUAUGUCUACUUGCACGGUGUGAAGAAACUCAGCUGCUCGUGUCGGUAA